Olea europaea var. sylvestris is the source of this 2202-nucleotide messenger RNA. Its product is annotated as leucine aminopeptidase 2, chloroplastic-like. NCBI's taxonomy places the organism in Eukaryota, Viridiplantae, Streptophyta, Magnoliopsida, Lamiales, Oleaceae. Bases 101 to 1828 code for a protein of 575 amino acids. Gene Ontology annotation, biological process: proteolysis. Gene Ontology annotation, cellular component: cytoplasm. Gene Ontology annotation, molecular function: metalloaminopeptidase activity; manganese ion binding. The transcript is spliced from 10 exons. The record is from RefSeq and is a predicted model, not a curated record.
ACGCAUAUUUCCACUCUCUAGCCAUGAGUGACUUUUUAGAGUAAUAUUAUCGUACAUUCGUUCUACUGCUAUAAAUAUAUAAAGGCUGGCACACUUUCUAAUGGCCGCCAUUAAAGUGUCAUCGCUAACCCUCCUCGCUUCAACUACUACUACUUCUUCUUCUUCUUCAGUUUUCACUAAAUUGCGAUUUGGUCCCAUUUGGGGUAUUUCUACAGCUACACCCUUCUGUUACAAAAGAACAAGGCGCAUGGCUCACUCAAUUGCUCGGGCUACACUCGGCCUUACUCAGCCUAAUCAAAUCGAGGUCCCUAAGAUCUCGUUUGCGGCUAAAGAAAUUGAUUUGGUGGAAUGGAAAGGAGACAUCCUUGCAGUAGGUGUUACAGAGAAGGAUAUGGCCAAAGAUGAGAAUUCGAAGUUCAAGAAUUCCACAUUGCAAAACCUCGAUUCCCAUUUAGGUGGUUCUUUGUCUGAAGCCUCGACUGAGGAGGAUUUUACUGGAAAAGCUGGACAAUCAACAAUUCUUAGGCUUCCUGGACUUGGUUCAAAAAGGGUAGGUUUAGUUGGGCUUGGAUCUGCAGCUAACCCGACAACUGCUUAUCGUAGUCUUGGUGAGGCUGUUGCUACAGCAGCUAAGUCUUCUCUGGCAAGUAAUGUUGCCAUCACACUUGCUUCUCCCAAAGGGCUAUCUGCAGAAACAAAGCUAAGCACAGCUUCAGCAAUAGCAACUGGAGCUGUGUUGGGGACUCAUGAAGAUAAUAGAUUUAAGUCGGAGUCAAAUAAACCAUCUUUGAAAUCGGUGGAUAUUCUUGGUCUUGGUACUGGACCUGAGAUAGAAAAGAAACUGAAAUAUACUGAAGAUGUCUGUGCUGGGAUAAUUUUUGGGAAAGAGCUUGUAAAUGCACCGGCUAAUGUUCUCACCCCCGCUGUGCUGGCAGAGGAGGCCAAAAGGAUUGCUUCCCUGUACAGUGAUGUUCUUUCUGCAACAAUCUUGGAUGUAGAGCAGUGCAAAGAACUGAAAAUGGGUUCCUAUCUAGCUGUUGCAGCAGCAUCUGCCAAUCCCCCCCAUUUCAUCCAUUUGUGUUACAAGCCUCCAGGUGGAGUAGUCAAGAGCAAGCUGGCCUUAGUUGGAAAGGGGUUGACAUUUGACAGUGGUGGCUACAAUAUCAAGACAGGACCAGGUUGUUCAAUUGAGCUCAUGAAAUUUGAUAUGGGAGGAUCAGCAGCAGUUCUCGGUGCAGCAAAUUCUCUUGGUCAAAUCAAGCCUGCUGGGGUAGAGGUUCAUUUCAUUGUUGCUGCCUGUGAGAAUAUGAUAAGUGGAACUGGUAUGAGGCCAGGAGACAUUGUCACGGCUUCAAAUGGAAAGACAAUUGAGGUAAACAAUACUGACGCUGAAGGUAGACUAACACUUGCAGAUGCUUUGGUAUACGCUUGUAAUCAAGGUGUAGAGAAGGUAGUUGAUCUGGCUACUUUGACCGGGGCCUGUGUAGUUGCUCUUGGACCAUCUAUUGCUGGUGUUUUUACACCAAGUGACGAUCUUGCAAGAGAGGUACUUGGAGCAUCAGAGGUGAGUGGGGAAAAACUUUGGAGGAUGCCUAUGGAGGAGAGUUAUUGGGAAUCCAUGAAAUCUGGAGUUGCUGAUAUGGUGAACACUGGUGGCCGUCAAGGUGGUGCGAUUACUGCUGCUCUUUUCUUGAAGCAGUUUGUUGAUGAGAAGGUUCAGUGGAUGCAUAUCGACUUGGCUGGCCCAGUUUGGAAUGAUAAGAAGAAAGCUGCAACCGGAUUUGGCGUUUCGACCUUAGUUGAAUGGGUGUUCAAAAAUUCUUCUUAGUUUCAGAUUUUCUAUACGACAAAGUUGAGGAAAUUAAAAAAUCUCAUUGAAAAUUGUUUGACGCUGGGGACUUUGAACUGUGAAAAUAAUUUUGUGCUGGCAAAAAAAAUGGUAUGAAAUUGAGGCAUGGAACUUUCAGUUUUCUUUUGAAUGUAGAAGAUAACACUCAGGGAAACAUAAUUUAUGUUAUUCCACUCAGGAACUGGACUUUGAACUGUGAAAAUAAUUCUGUGUUGGCAAAAAAAAUGGUAUGAAAUUGAGGCAUGGAACUUUCAGUUUUCUUUUGAAUGUAGAAGAUAACACUCAGGGAAACAUAAUUUAUGUUAUUCCACUCAGGAACUUCCAUAAUAAUUAUUCUUUGGAGAUUCUAUGCA